AUGGCAGGAUUUGGGCGCUCAAACUCGUUGAGUAUCAAUACUGGUGGGGGUGGAUUGUUCGGAAACAAUGCGAACCAAGGGCAGCAGGCAAGCCAGCCUCAGAGCAGCGGAGGGCUCUUUGGGUCUACCCAACAACCACAACAAGCACAGUCAGGAUCGCUCUUCGGCGGCCAAACCCAGACUUCCCAGCCCUCAAGCGGCAGCCUCUUUGGCAAUUUGAACAAGCCUGCGACGACAGCGCCGGCGAGCGGAGGACUCUUUGGCUCAUCUACAGCGCAACCAACACAGCCCCAGAGCGGAGGCUUGUUCGGCGGCGCGUUGGGCGGAAAUACUCAAAAUCAGACGCAGAACGCGCCCCAAUCCGGUGGGCUAUUCGGAGGCACCCAGUCGAAGCCGUCGCUGUUCGCCUCUUCAACACAACAGACAACAACACCCUCUUUAUUCGGAAACAACACAUCCACUCAGCAAAACCAAACAUCGACCCCGUCGCUUUUCGGUUCGACCCAACAGCAGGCUCAGCCACAGCAACAGAACAGUCUUUUCGGUGGCACCAACACACAAAACAGGUCGAAUACACUUGGUGGCUGUACGCUUGGAGGAACCCAGAUGAGCUCAAGCGCACAGCCGGUGCAGAUGACCCUAGACUCGAUACGAGGAACUACGCGGUUCAACGACUUGCACCCCGAAAUACAAAACCUCAUUCAGCAAUUCGACGACGGCAUUCAGCGCAAGGUCAACUACUGCAACCAGAUCCGCGAGGCUCUUCCCGGCAGUGAGGGCGACAUUUCCACUAUCGCGCCUGACGUAGCAUACAUCGAGACCAUCCUCUCCACCGUCGAAGUUGGCCUGGACAACGAUUCUGCCAACAUUGCACACCUUAAAAAUCUUGUCAAGAAAGACGCCGACGACGCGACUCUCAGCUUCCGUGCCAUCGAAAAUCAACGGCUGCCAGCACAAUUUCAUUACCGCAAUAAUGCCAACCUUACAGCUUCAAGCACAAAGGCCCCCGCAACAAGCGCUCUGGAUGAUGACGACCCGACAAAGCCUGUUGACCUGAUGGGCUACUUCAACCGCCGUACUGAUGAGCUCGGCAGUACUCUGGAUGUGUACCAGCGCCAGAUCCGCGAGAUUGAAGCACACUUACGAACGAUGGAGGCUGGCACGAUGGAGAAGGCUGAACAACUGACUGGCAGCCGAAGCGCGCCCCGUGAUCAGCGCCGUGAGCUCGUCGAAGCUCUCAAGGCCAUUGAGGGGGCUAUCCUUGACUCAGCCAAGAAAGUGGGCAAGGUACGGGACGAUGUGACGAAACAGACGUUAGGAAACGUAGGCGCCGCCCUGCUCUGA
Molecule: messenger RNA, 1344 nt
Organism: Alternaria arborescens
Lineage: Eukaryota; Fungi; Ascomycota; Dothideomycetes; Pleosporales; Pleosporaceae
Exons: 3
Coding region: 1-1344 (447 amino acids)
Biological process (GO): nucleocytoplasmic transport
Cellular component (GO): nuclear pore
Molecular function (GO): structural constituent of nuclear pore
Source: RefSeq, a predicted model, not a curated record